UAUGAUAUUGCAAUGUUAACAUUUAUUGUACAUUUUGAAAAAAAUAAAUUUAAUAUUUAACAUUGUUUAACAAAAUAACAUUAUAAUAAUAUUAAAUAACAUUAUUAAAAAACAAUCUUAACCUAUUACAUAGAACGAUUUGAAUAAUACAAUUGUUUUUUAUUAAGAAAAUCAAGAUGAUUUUUAAUAUUACACGAACAUUCUCAUCUAAAUUACAUGGAGAGUUGAGUAAUUUGCGAUCAUUUUUCGUAUAUCUUCCGAAAUAUAAAUUAUCAACAUUAGUUGAACCAAAACAAGAAAUUUCACAUGAUGAUCUAAGAAAAAUAGAUCCAUUAAAUCAUCCAGAUUUUUUUCAUGUUUAUAACAUGUUUACCAUUAAAGAUUUAUUUGAUGCAAAAGUACAUUUUGGUCAUAAAGAAGGAUCUUUAAAUGAUCAUAUGAGACCUUUUAUAUUCGGAUCUAGAUUAGGUCAUUUAAUAAUUGAUUUAAAUAAAAGUGCUGAAUUAUUACGACAGGCAUUAAAUUUCACAGCUCAUAUAGCUUUCAAAGAUGGAAUAAUUUUAUUCAUAGCAAAAAAUCCUCAAAUUUCUUAUCUUGUAGAAAGUACUGCAAAGGAAUGUCAAGAAUAUGCUCAUACUAGGAAAUGGAAUCUUGGAACAUUUACAAAUGCUGUACAAGAAUUUGGAGUAGUUACUAGGUUGCCAGAUUUAUGUAUAUUUUUAAAUACUAUGGAAUCUGUUGUUAAACAACAUACAGCAGUAGUACACGCUGCCAAAAUGUGUAUUCCAUCAAUUGGUAUUGUAGAUACAAAUUGUGAUCCUAAACUUAUAACAUAUCCUGUUCCUGGAAAUGAUGAUACACCUUGUGCUAUAGAACUUUAUUGUAAGUUAUUUAAAAAUGCAAUAAUAAAAGGAAAAAAAUAUAGAAAAGAAAUGCUUGCAAAAAAUGAAGCAUAACAUAAUGUUUAUUAAAAUAAUUUAAUAUAAAUAUAAGAAUAUAAUAAA
This is a messenger RNA of Apis laboriosa (Himalayan honeybee), 1004 nucleotides long. It is a transcript of the gene mRpS2, whose product is annotated as 28S ribosomal protein S2, mitochondrial. NCBI's taxonomy places the organism in Eukaryota, Metazoa, Arthropoda, Insecta, Hymenoptera, Apidae. Gene Ontology annotation, molecular function: structural constituent of ribosome. The record is from RefSeq and is a predicted model, not a curated record. Bases 177 to 956 code for a protein of 259 amino acids. The transcript has 3 exons. Gene Ontology annotation, biological process: translation. Gene Ontology annotation, cellular component: mitochondrial small ribosomal subunit; ribosome.